AUGUCUGAUUUUGAGGAUAACGCUUUCAACGACGGACAGGAAAACUAUGAAGACUUCGAUCAGCCAGAUCACUUCUCGGAAGAUGACUAUAAUGAACCCGAAACCGAUGCCCAUGCCAGUAAUGAAAAUGGCGGCGACGUAGUAAUGAAGUCAGAAGAUGGUAGGGUCAUUAUAAGCGGUGGGUUAGGACCUAACGAUGAAGCCCUUGCAAAAGCCAAGUCGAGCAAGGAAUUAUCUAUUUCAAAGGAAGACAGAACUACCACUCCAUACAUGACCAAAUAUGAAAGAGCCAGAGUAUUGGGAACAAGAGCCCUUCAAAUUUCACUCAACGCUCCAGUUUUGGUUGACAUCGAGGGGGAGACCGAUCCUUUACAAAUUGCCAUGAAAGAAUUGUCACAAAGAAAGAUUCCAUUGGUAGUGAGAAGAUACUUGCCAGACGGAUCAUUUGAAGAUUGGGGGUGCGAUGAGUUGAUCAUUGAUCUUUAG
Dujonia railenensis is the source of this 486-nucleotide messenger RNA. NCBI's taxonomy places the organism in Eukaryota, Fungi, Ascomycota, Pichiomycetes, Serinales, Debaryomycetaceae. The record is from the annotation of a GenBank genome assembly.